Triticum dicoccoides is the source of this 1911-nucleotide messenger RNA. Its product is annotated as methyl-CpG-binding domain-containing protein 10-like. NCBI's taxonomy places the organism in Eukaryota, Viridiplantae, Streptophyta, Magnoliopsida, Poales, Poaceae. The coding region runs from base 132 to 1577 and encodes 481 amino acids. The record is from RefSeq and is a predicted model, not a curated record. Gene Ontology annotation, molecular function: DNA binding. The transcript has 3 exons.
UAAUCCCAAAUCGCGCAAGGAGGAACUCAAAUCCAGAGCCCUCUCCUCCCCCUCCCCUCCCCCUCCCCUCGCGGAUCCACACUUGCGGCGGCGGCGAGAGCGGGAAGCGAAAACUCGAAACAGCUCCGAGCAUGGCCAGCGAAGGCGAGCACGCGGCGGCGGCGGCGGGCGAGCAGACGCCGCUCAAGAAGGCGGGCGACGCGGAGCAGGGCGAGGAGCUCCAGGCCCCCUCCGGCUGGACCAAGAAGCUUAAUCCCACUCGGGGUGGGAAGUUUGAGGUUGUUUUUGUUGCACCAACUGGCGAGGAGGUCAAGACCAAGAGAGCUUUAACCACAUACCUAAAAGCACACCCUGGAGGCCCUGCUCUUUCAGAGUUCGUCUGGGCAACUGGCAAUACUCCCAGACGAUCCUCACGUCUAAGUGCAAAGCCUAAGGCUACUGAGAGCCCAGAAGAUGAGAAACCCUCACGCCGAAGUGGAAAGUCUAAGGCUACCCAGAGCCCGGAAGAUGAGAAACCUGCCAAACGGGGAAGGCCCUCAAGCUCUAAGAAAGGCAAAAAGGGGAAACAGGAGGAUGCAGAGGACGCAGAAGCUGAAAGUGGAGAUCAUGCUGAUGCUGAAGAAGCCAAAGGCACUGAAGUGGAGAUGAAAGAUGCUGAAGAAGCCAAAGUCACUGACCUGGACCUGGAGAUGAAAGAAGCUGACAAUGCUCAGGAAGAGAAGAAAGAGGAAGAGGCUGGCAGUUUGGUUGGAGAGAAGAAAGAAGCUGACACUGUUGCUCCGGAGGAGGAGAAGAAAGAGGCCGACACUGUUGCUCCGGAAGAGAAGAAAGAGGCCGACACUGUUGCUCCGGAAGAGAAGAAAGAGGCCGACACUGUUGCUCAAGAAGAGAAGAAAGAGGCUGACACUGUUGCUCAAGAAGAGAAGAAAGAUGCCCCUGUCGUUGAUGCCCCAGAGAAGACUGAAGAAGUGGAAGGCGAGGCAGCUGAAUCUGAGGUAGCUCCCGUGGAGGCUGAGAUGCCUGACCCUGUAACGGAGAACAAGGAAAACGAGAAGCCAGCUGAAUUUGAAGAAGUCCCGGUGGAGUUUGAGAUGUCUGACCUUGUAUCCGAGAACAAGGAAAACGAGAAGCCAGCUGAAUCUGAAGAAGUCCCCGUGGAGUUUGAGAUGUCUGACCUUGUAUCCGAGAACAAGGAAAACGAGAAGCCAGCUGAAUCUGAAGAAGUCCCCGUGGAGUUUGAGAUGUCUGCCCCUGUAUUAGAAGAGCACAUGGAAGAUGAAAAGGCAGCUGAAUAUGAAGUAGCUCCCGUGGAGGGUGAGAAAACUGAAAACGGCCUGGCAGUCGAAUCCACAGUGCCACCUCCAGCAUCUUCAGAGGAAAAGAAAGUAGAGGCAGAUAGCACCAUCAAUCCGGCGACCCCUCCUCCAGCUGAGGUGAAGGCAGAUGCUCCAGCGGCAGAGGCAGCAAAAGCCACGGAGAAUCCAGCAGACAACGCCGUCCCCGAAGAACAAUCCGCCGCGAACGUCGACAACAAUGGACAGAUUCAUCCAGGUGUUUCUACCGUGAGGUGUACCUGAAGGUAGGUUUCCUGGAAGACAGGCGAGGCGAGGCGAAACGGGGAACAAACCUGGUCUCUGUUUGCUUUGAGAACUGUAAGCGUGUUUAACCUGACAGCGCCUGUAAUUGUAGGCCCUUUCCGCAUACUUCACAGCUUGUUGUCUUAUGAGGUGCUGCAGGGCAGCAGGCUGGCUUGUGCCGCCUCGGUCAUUAUUAUCAUUUGUAACUUGUUAGAGUGCACAUUAAUCUCAGGAGGACAUAGACAAUACUUAUGCUGCUGUUGUUGUAACCUGACGACCUUUAUGCCUUUGCCUUGUGUUGUUAUUCAUAAAUAAGCCAUGGAUGAACAUGUUU